AUGCUCCGGUCACUUUCCAGAAGGGAGAUGUGUCAGGCCUGGCAGGCCGCUGGGGACACCGGUACUCGGGAGUCCAUUGACGACCUGUACUCCAUACGGCUGAAGGAAACUGUUGGGCAGGGUGGCCAGGGGGUGGUGUUUAGGGGCCUUAUGCACGGACUGGAGGUGGCGGUCAAGGUGGUUGCCAAGGACAUGCCCGGGACGCUGAUUGCCAAGGUCCAGCAGCAACAACAACAACAGCUGGCGGCGGCGGCGGCGGCGUCCGCAAACCGUCGAGGGGGUGGUGGUGGCGGCGGCGCGGGCGGUGGUGGCGCCGCCGCCGCCGCCGCCACCCCGUGA
This is a messenger RNA of Volvox carteri f. nagariensis, 339 nucleotides long. RefSeq lists its product as uncharacterized. NCBI's taxonomy places the organism in Eukaryota, Viridiplantae, Chlorophyta, Chlorophyceae, Chlamydomonadales, Volvocaceae. The record is from RefSeq and is a predicted model, not a curated record. The coding region runs from base 1 to 339 and encodes 112 amino acids. The transcript has 3 exons.